This is a messenger RNA of Ornithodoros turicata, 6537 nucleotides long. RefSeq names its product CD109 antigen-like (gene Mcr). Gene Ontology annotation, cellular component: extracellular region. Gene Ontology annotation, molecular function: endopeptidase inhibitor activity; protein binding. NCBI's taxonomy places the organism in Eukaryota, Metazoa, Arthropoda, Arachnida, Ixodida, Argasidae. The transcript is spliced from 36 exons. The coding region runs from base 448 to 5202 and encodes 1584 amino acids. The record is from RefSeq and is a predicted model, not a curated record.
CCAACUGAUCGUUGUUGUGCUUAGCUUUGUUUGUUAGGGACGUGAUUUAUCGCUUUGGAUCUCAUUCUGUGUUUUGCCUUAACAGCGUCAGCAACUCUGUUUGGAGAUGUACGCUCGCAGCACGUCCCCGGUAGAGAAGCAUGCACUGAAGUAGCGGUGCUGGAUAUUCAUUCAUUUGUAGACUUUGGCAGUUUUCGGCGGCAUCGUGGAAACUGUGUUAUCGGUUCUCUAUGUGCCCGUGCGCACGUGUAUGUUUGUAAUCCUUCUGUGAAUCUCAUGCGUUUGCUACUUUUGAUUUCAUCGGCUGUGGAUUCUUUGUGCGAACUUUCGACCGUUUGAGCUUCCGACCGGAACGAAAGAUGACGUACUUUCGCGAGUGACACUGCUACCAGGUCUGGCGGCGCAGACAGAGCUCAAGUUUGACACUGGUUGGAGCCGUAAGGAGGCAUGCUACCAUCGGUGAAAUCACUGGUUCUGGCGACGCUGUUGGCGGCGGCGUCUGCACAGUAUGUAAACUACCAGGACAACAUCAUCAGUGACCUGCCCACUAUGUAUCAGCAACCUACGCACCUUGUGGUGGCCUCGAAGCUGGUGCGGCCGGGCCAGACGUAUAGGCUAGCCGUGACCCUGUACAAUAUUAAGCAGUCCAUAACGGUGCUGGCGUCGAUCCAGCGCAAUGGUGUAGAGGUCACUCAGGCUGUGCAUGAGUGCCAAGCCUCCAUACCUGAGCUCAUUCUCCUCAAGGUGCCGGCGACAAGUGUCCCUGGAAUCUACAGGCUUCGUGUUGAGGGCAACAUCAACGGCGUUCUUGGUGGAACAGUCUUUGCCUACGAAAGGCAGCUGCAAUUCUCGCAACGCUCAAUGACAAUAUUUAUUCAAACUGACCGACCUCUAUACAGACAAGGUCAAAUAGUCAAAUUCAGAGCACUGCCCAUCACUACCGAAAUGAAGCCAUUUUCAGAUGCGGUGGAUGUAUACAUGCUGAACCCAAACCGCACCAUAGUACGAAGGUGGCUUUCACGACGAACAAACUUAGGUGCUGUGAGUUUAGAAUACCCUCUUUCUCCACUGCCGUGUUUUGGAAAGUGGACAAUACAAGUUAUUGCUCAGGGCCAAAUUGAAGAGAAGGGGUUUGUUGUGGAGGAGUACUAUCAAACGAGAUACGAAGUUAACGUGACAACACCUUCCUUCGUAAUAGCAGGGAGUGAAUAUGUCCAUGGAACAGUCGUGGCAAACUUUACGAGCGGCGGAGCAGUUAAGGGAAACCUCACACUUCGGGCUACUAUAGAGCCUGCGUACCCUACUUAUGAUAUAAGGCGAGACUCCACUCGUUACAUAGAACAGGUCUACAAGCAGUUUGACGGUGUUCAGGAUUUCCGCUUCUCACUCUGGGAGCUCUCGCGAAUGGUCUCUCGUAUGGAUGGGAUGAAAGUGGUCAUCGCCGCACUGGUUGGCGAACGCUUUCUUGAUCUCAUAGAGACGGGCUUUUCCGAGUCGCUCAUCGUCAACUCCAGCCUUCGACUCAACUUUCUCGGUUCUUCGCCCCAAGUGUUCCGCCCUGGGAUGCCAUUUAAGGCAUAUGUUGGCGUGACGUACUACGACGGGUCUCCGCUGCCCGCCCACUACUUCGCGGGACGACGUAUCGAUGACAUGUUGCACGUGACACCAUCAGUCACCUUUGCUAGCGGCGGACCCGGAGGGAAGCAGUAUCUGAACCCGGUGCCGGCAGCUAUUCAAGGUUACCCUGGGAUGUGGGAGGUGUUGCUGGAAGCCAUUCCGGGGAGUAGCGACCCUAGUUGGGCCAGCACUGUACAGUCCAUCAGGUUGGAGGCGGACUUCCUCGACCCGAAUACAGGGAAUGCACGAGCCGACCUGCUCCUGUACUCCUCAUACUCUCCCACCAACCAUCAUCUACAAGUGUCGACAAGCACAAAACAUCCAAAGGUUGGGGAGUUCAUCAUCUUCCACGUCCGAUCCAACUACUACGUUGAAUGUUUCUCAUAUGUGGUUGUUUCUAAGGGCAUCGUACUGUUGUCUGGCCAAGAGAAAAUGACUUCAACUAUAAAAACAUUUGCGGUGCCACUGUCACCAGAGAUGGCACCUACAGCAACAGUCUUAGUUUACGACCUUGCCCGUGGAAGGGAAAUUAUUACCGAUAGCCUUACAUUUCCCGUCGAUGGCGUUGCAAGAGACAAGUUUACUAUGGUCGUGAACAAUCGCAAGGAUAAGACGGGUGAUACUAUUGAAAUUGGAGUCUAUGGUGAACCAGGGACCUAUGUGGCUCUUUCUAGUGUUGACCACAUUUUGUACAAUAUGCAGGCAGGAACUGAGAUCAGCCAUUCUGACGUGCUACGAAAGAUGAAUUCUUUCGAUUCGGAGGGCAACGGUACACUCAUGCAAGAGUGGCUCUUACGAGAUGGGAAUGUGGUCACAUACGCCUGCUUUCCUGCAAAUUCAUAUGGACUUGAUGCAAACAGAACUUUUGAGUAUGCUGGAUUGAUGGUUCUCAGUGACGCAAACAUUACCAGGAGAAGAGAAGAAUGCAACAUUACAGCUGGAUAUGGCACUUGCUAUGAUGGUGCUUGUUAUCGUUUGGCACGGCGUUGUGAUGGGUAUUUUGACUGUGAGGAUGGAUCUGAUGAAUCGGGAUGUAUGAGGGAAGGAGAGCUUGAUAUCUCUACCUUUGAAAUGUACCGUAGGAACAGAAUCGAUCGGCAUUAUACAAAUGCAUGGCUUUGGAAAGACAUCAACAUUGGGCCUCUUGGUCGGUACAUAUUCAAUGUUCCCGUUCCUGAUGUUCCUACGGAAUGGAAGAUUAGUGCCUUUGGAGUAGGAGAGUCAAGCGGGUUUGGUAUCAUGUCCAGGAGCAUUUCAUUUUCCAGUGUCAAACCAUUCUACAUGAAUGUGGAAAUGCCAAGCAAGAUUCGUCUGGGUGAGCAGGUUGGCAUCCGUGUUACAGUAUUCAACUAUAGGCUUUACGAGACAGAGAUUCUAGUCACAUUGGCCAACUCUCCUGAUUACAAGUUCGUGCUCGUGGGACCACUUGGACGUGUGGCAUCUUAUGCACCAAAGACAUCAUUUGGGGAGCACCAACACUUACUCUUUAUAAAGCCAGGAAAAUCAGAAGUCGUGUAUUUGCCAAUUGUUCCCGUUCGCAUUGGAGAGAUCAAUGUAACCGUGAUGUCCAAGACACAGAUUGCAAAAGACAUGGUUACACGCACACUUCUUGUUGAGUCUGAUGGUAUACCUCAAGUUCGUCACACUUCAUUUGUGCUGGAUUUAUCGCAAGGAGCUUAUUUACUUAAAUACCUGGACACCAACAUAACCGAAACUCCCAUCUUUCCUUAUCGGCGGGAUCGUCUAUAUAUCUUUGGAAGUAACAAGGCAACACUCUCAGUUGUUGGUGAUGUAGUUGGGCCAGCCUUUCCAACAAUGCCUGUAAAUGCCACCAGUCUCCUCCAUAAACCCAUCUACUGUGCUGAACAGAACAUGUUUGGGUUCGGAGCAAACCUAUAUACAUUGUUCUACUUACGCCUGACGAACCAACGAAAUAUUGCCAUUGAGAAGCAGGCUUUCAAAUACCUCAAUAUUGCUUAUCAACGCCAACUUACAUACCAAAACAGUGACGGUAGUUUUAGUGCUUUCCGUUGGCACAGCAGGCCAAGUGUCUGGCUGACAGCAUUUUGUGCACGAGUGUUCUCCAAGGCAACUUUCCAAGAGUGGGAACAUUUUCUCUUCAUUGACCCAAAAGUCAUCAACAAUGCCAUCAGUUGGCUGGUAGACAGGCAGGGGCCAGAGGGAGCCUUCCACGAAACAUCUCUCUACACUUAUGACCGAAAGAUGGCCCUUGUUUCCGAGAGACCCGAAGACUCAGUGCGAUUCUGCAACAUAUCUCUGACGGCACACGUGCUGAUUACACUUGCAGAUAUUAAAGAUGUCAGAGGCGACCUCGGUGCAAGGGUGGCCACAGCCCGUAGGGCGGCAGCUCACUACCUGGAGCGCAUGUUGCAUAUUAUCCAAAAGUUUGAGGAUCCCUACGAGUUGGCCAUCGUGGCCUACGCGCUCACGUUGGUCAACAGUGUCGACGGGCAGACUGCCUUCAACUUGCUGGAUGAGAAGAUGCGGGAGACGGGUGGGAUGAGGUACUGGUCACGGGAAGCUUUGCCACCACCUGCAGUGGUCAUCGAAAAUAACCGUCCGUACCUGCAGCCUCGACUUCCAUAUACAUAUGAUGCCUCCAACAUAGAGAGCACAGCCUACGGGCUUCUGGUGCAUGUGGCCAGGCAAGCGGUCAUCCAGAAAGACAUUGUCGACUGGCUCAAUUCACAGAGGCUGAGCAGUGGAGGAUGGGCCUCGACACAGGAUACACUGCUUGCUAUGCAAGCCCUGUCAGAGUACGCUAUACAGUCCCGACUACGAGAUGUCACUGACAUCACAGUGACAGUGGAGGUACCUUCCACACCUGGCUUUACUCGAAAACUACACAUUGGAAAAGAUAAUCUAUCGACACUUCAAACACUUACUAUUCCAAAUGCUUGGGGUGUUAUCAUUUUGAGGGCUCAAGGAGCUGGGCUAGCCAUUGUGCAGUUGCAUGUGGAAUACAACAUAGACACGUGGCCCUAUCUAGUAACGCAGCCUCCUGUGCCAGCAUUUUCCCUCAACGUCAGACAUCAGUCCUAUGGCAGAAAUAGCUCACACGUUACCUUCCGUUCCUGCCAAAGUUGGAUUCGUACUGAAGAAAGUGUCACUAGUGGCAUGGCUGUGCUUGAAGUGAACCUCCCUUCUGGCUACUACAUCCAGCAGCAAACACUUGAUGCAUAUGUUCGUUCUGGAGUGGUGCGCAAUUUACGCGAGGCACGCUACGAGGAGAAAAAGGUUGAAAUGUUCUUUGACUAUUUGGAUGCCUCACCAAUUUGUGUCAACUUCACAGCACAGCGCUGGUACCCCAUAGCCAACAUGACACGUUUCAUCUCCAUCCGUGUGUAUGAUUACUAUGCCCCAGAGAGGUUCAAUGAAACCCUCUUUGAGGUGUACAAUCUGUUUGCCCUCAGCAUAUGCCACGUUUGUGGGUCCUACCAGUGCCCUUACUGUCCAGUGUUCAGUGCUGGGCCUACCUCUGCUCCUCACAUUUUGCCUGCAGUGACCUUCAGUGUAGUUCUUGUAGUUACAUUCAGGUGGGUUUUGUACGGGCAAAGUGACUAGAUGGUGAGUGAUAAACGGUGCAAAUGUGCUGCUGAAAACAAUGCUUCGUGAUCAAGAUCCUUCGAAAGCCAGACACAAGCAAGGUUUUGCAGUGAAACAUGUACAGCACAUUAUGGACAACAGGCCUUGUGAGAGAAAUGUGAUGCAUUCUUUUGCAUGGGCACUAAUAACUGACGCUUCUUGCCGUGAAGUGCCCUUAGUUGCCAAAAAAUUGUUACUGCAUUGUCUGUGUAGACCUUAUGUGUGUAUGUGACUAUUGCAAAUACUUUUCUCUGGCCGUGUGCUUUCAUGGCCCCUGUAUCACAUUUGUUUUUGUCCCUAGUACCAUCAAGUACAACACCAUAUGUUACGCAUGUCUCACUCUUUUUUAGAAACUGUGUGACUCAGGUGCAUACCUGUUGUAGGCUCUUCACAUUUUGUGCAAACGAACAAAUAGCAAGCAGUUUUGAUAGAUCUGUUGUUAUUGAAUGCGCCAAUGGAGUGCAGUACUACUGUCCUGCCUCUCAUAGCAAAUCUUAGGGAUUUUGGAUUCUGACCCUUCUUUUGUUUGUUGUAUGUCAUCAUUAGCUUUGAACCAGUGGCAGCUGACAAGAGCAGCAGUACUAUUAGUAUCACCAUGUGAGUGAACAAAUAUGACAGAGUCCAAAGCAGUAUGCGCAUUGAAGCAUCUUAUUCUAAUUAACUAGAAGUCAUGCCAGUUGGUAGUUGUCACAAUGACGAGGGAGGUAUUUCCACAUCAUGCACACCUACAAUACCUGGUAAGGUAAUUUUACCACACUGUGUCAUAUAGUGAGAUCAAUUCACCAGCAUCACUCACUACUUUUUGUCUUUUGUGCUGCUUCCAGAUUUGUCUCAGCGAGUGUUUACCUAUUUUUCAGUACUUAAGAUAUUGAUGUUUGAAGAGAAACACCCGACUAGAGUCUUGUCGUUUCACACUUCUUGUCAGUUUUCUUACUUUGUAAGACAGAUACCCUUUUAAACUAAAUUUUUGAAGUGGUUAUCUGUUUUUGUUUGCGAACACGUUUGUGUAUGCACGCUGAGCACAUCCAUAAUUGUGAUUUUAUUUGCUGAUGUGACAUUUCUUAAAAGCAGGGAAUGUCAAGAGCUGCAUUUUGACAUGGUAACCCUGUAUGAACAAAGGUAUUGCUCAUAAACCGUUUGGACAAAUGCACUAGCGAAGCAUUUUAUCCAGUUUACAAACCUAUGCAUUUCUGUUUGUAUAUUCAUUGUUUAGCAGUACAGGAAAACUAUACUGUCUUUGUCUAGAAAGCAGGUGUGUGUCUUCCUUGGCCACUUGUGUGCCCCCUUAUCUAAAUGUACAAUAUUUUCUACACA